Messenger RNA from Myxocyprinus asiaticus (Chinese sucker), 1765 nucleotides. It is a transcript of the gene yjefn3, whose product is annotated as YjeF N-terminal domain containing 3. Gene Ontology annotation, cellular component: mitochondrion. The coding region runs from base 100 to 840 and encodes 246 amino acids. The transcript is spliced from 6 exons. Gene Ontology annotation, molecular function: NAD(P)HX epimerase activity. The record is from RefSeq and is a predicted model, not a curated record. NCBI's taxonomy places the organism in Eukaryota, Metazoa, Chordata, Actinopteri, Cypriniformes, Catostomidae.
AGCAGGGCACACAGAUUGGAAAAAAGAGACUGCGAUAACGAGGUGACUGUGACAAGAGAAUCUCAUCACCAAUCAUCAGAUCAUCACAGACCUGUCAAGAUGAAUCACAGCUCCAACGAGAAAGAACCAGAGACCAUAGAGCCACUGCGUUAUCUCAGUAAAACUGAGGUGUCGACCAUUGAGACAGAACUCCUGCGGGACUAUCGCUUCGGUCAGCAGCAGUUGAUUGAAAUAUGGGGCCAUGCAUGUGCUAUUGCCGUCACCAAGGCUUUUCCCUUGAGCUCUCUGAGUAAAAAGCAGCCCACCCUGUUGGUUGUUUGUGGUCCUGACCAGAAUGGCUCCGUUGGUCUGGUGUGUGCACGCCAUCUGCGCAUAUUUGAAUAUGAGCCCACCAUUUUCUAUCCCAAACGUUCCUCUCAGAGUUUGCACCAGGACCUCACCGUUCAGUGCGAGAAAAUGGACAUCCCGUUCCUCUCCUAUCUUCCGACGGAGGUCCAGCUGCUAAAUGAUGCGUACAAUCUGGUGAUUGACGCCAUCCUGGGACCAGAAACUGACCACAAGGAGGUGAAGGAGCCCUACGCUGGGAUGCUGGUGACUCUAAAACAGGUCAAAAUACCCAUCGUUAGUGUGGACGUGCCCUCAGGUUGGGAUGUGGAUGAACCUGGCAAAGAUGGGAUAAAUCCAGAAGUUCUUGUCUCCCUGACAGCCCCCAAAAAGUGUGCAGCAAGUUACUCGGGAAAGCAUUUUCUGGCGGGGAGAUUCCUACCCUAUGAUAUUCAGAAGAAAUACGAACUGAAUCUGCCUGAAUUCCCAGGCACAGAAUGUGUUAUACAACUGUAGCAAUUUAUUUAAAAAAAAAAAUCUGUAUUUUGAAUAAAAAAAUAUGUUUUUCCCCUUUUGUAUUUUAUAGAUUGUUCUGUGGCAUUCUGUUACUGACAAAUAUUAUUAUUGAUUAGAUAUUUUGGCUAGUUUAAAUGAGAUAGGUUUACAAUGAUGAAUAUGUUCAACAUUCAUGUCUGAGUUCUCAAAUUCGCCAGUAUACAAUAUUGUUCAAUACAUAUUAAUGUUGUCUUUUUAAUGUUGGAUAUAUACAAAGUGCAUUACCCUGACAGUGCCUCCUGUCUAAUGUAUUUGACAACUACCAAACCAAUGCUUUUCCACUGGAAUGUUACUCCAAUAGAAAUUAAUUCACCUGUACUUUUUUUUGGAAAGGUUGUGUAGUCUACAAUAGUCUGAGGCUGAAGAACAUAUAUGUGUAGAUAAUUUUGUUUUUACAUGUACAUGUUUUCAUUGUUUUUAUGAUGUAUGAAUUUGGGAAGUUGAGAAAUUAAAUUAUCUAUGUAUAAACUCUGUUCUCUAUGCAGUUGAUGAAAGGCAUAUGGGUUUGGAACAACAACAUUUCAUUUAUGGGUAAACUACCCCUUGAAAUUCAAAUGUUGGACAUUCAAAGACCAGUGGAUCUUGAAAACCCAUGGAUGUUAUUAUUUAGCUAGGUCUUGGAUAUACAAACUAUUGGAAACUGUGGUCCAUUAGCCAAUAUGUGGGAACAAGAGUAUAUUAUUUCUUUCCUGAGAUUUAUUCAAAAGUCAGGAAAAGGUGUGGGUGAUAUAAAGGAAUUUAUCUGUCUGAAACAACAACAGUUAGAGUAAUGUAGACAGGAAUACCAAAACAAUGUAAUGAUUCAUCACAAGUGCAUUAUAGGCCAUUUCAGGACACUCUGAUAUUCAUCAAAAGGUGUUCAUGAAGUCAUGCGAAAUAAAGGGGA